AUGUUCAUAAAAGAAGCUUAUGAGAGAAGACAGAAAUAAGGAGAAGGAGAAUAAGAAAUUCUAUCCACUGAAUAAAAGAUUCAUAAAAUAGGAAGCAUCAAGAAUAAUAAAGUAAAUUAUGAUAAGGAUGAACAAUUUUUUAGUAAAGAAGAUAUUCCAUAAAAGGCAUUACAAAUUAAAUAAUUCAUUUAAACUUUUGUUGACCCUGUAUAGAAAUUGACCAACUAAUUUAUUAGGAUAUUUUGGGGUUAAGAAAAAAACAAUGGAAUUAUAGUGUCUCAGUUCCAAAAAAUCCAUUAUCAGAAGAAACUCAUGAGAGAAAGUUAGUAAAAAUAAAAUUAGGUUUACUUGAUCAUCCUAUUCCAAAAGAGAAACCAAAUAAAAUAUAUGUAGGAACAGAAACUAGAGAUAAUUAUUAACUUGCCAAAAAAGGAUCAGAUAAAUGGAACAUUAGUGUAGAAACAAAUUCAGUUGAUUUCUAAAAAAAUCUGAUGAAUUAAACUAAAAAAGCUAAAAAUCAUAGUAAAGCAAAAGAAAAAGAAAUAAUUAAGAAUUAUUUAAAACCCAUAGAACAUUAAAUUCAAUUAUAAUAGAAUCUAAGAUCAUAGAAAGUAAAUGAAAAAGAUUUUAGAGCUUAAAUCAGACAAGAAUACUUAAUCAAAAAUCCUGCUGCUUCAUAAUAAGCUACUGAUGGUGCAGUAUUUAGAUUAGCUUAUGAGGCACAUUUAAGCAAAAAUUAAUAAUAAAUUCAAGUAUUAAAUAUUGGAUAAUGGAUAAGGAUAAGAAUUAUACAUUUAUGCCGGAUAUGAGUAAGACACUCAAACAUAAUUUGGAAUAUAAAUACUAUCAUAAUGGAGUGUGGUAAAAAUUAAAAGAUGGAAGUGAAGGUUGGUCAUGUUGUAUGAAUUCCACAUAUGAUUCACCAGGAUGCAUUAAAAUUAAACUAGAUAAGAAUAGAUGGGAUUACUCUUCUUUUACACAUUGA
Messenger RNA from Paramecium pentaurelia, 985 nucleotides. Lineage: Eukaryota; Ciliophora; Oligohymenophorea; Peniculida; Parameciidae. The record is from the annotation of a GenBank genome assembly.